AUGGGACUCACACAGGACCCCAACUUCCAAAAGCUGCAGGACUGGUACACAGCCCACGCCCUGAACCUCAACAUCAGGCACAUGUUUGAGGCUGACAAGGAGAGAUUCAACAAGCUCAAGCUCACAUUGAAAACUGAGGAUGGAGACAUUCUUCUGGAUUACUCCAAGAAUCUCAUCACUGAUGAAAUCAUGAAGAUGUUGGUUGAUCUGGGCAAGUCGAGAGGCAUUGAAGCUGCCAGAGAGAAGAUGUUCGCUGGAGAGAAGAUCAACUUCACUGAGGGCCGCGCUGUGCUCCAUGUGGCUCUGAGGAACCGGUCCAACACUCCCAUCAUGGUCGAUGGCAAGGACGUGAUGCCAGAAGUCAACAAAGUUCUGGAGAAGAUGAAGGGCUUCUGUCAUAGAGUUCGCAGCGGUGAGUGGAAGGGCUUCACCGGAAAGGCCAUCACCGAUGUCGUCAACGUCGGCAUCGGAGGAUCUGACCUUGGCCCCCUGAUGGUGACCGAGGCCCUGAAACCUUACUCUAAAGGUGGACCGCGUGUGUGGUUUGUAUCCAAUAUUGAUGGGACGCACAUCGCCAAAACCCUGGCACAGCUGAAUGCUGAGACAACCCUCUUCAUCAUCGCAUCCAAGACAUUCACUACCCAAGAGACCAUUACCAAUGCUGAGUCAGCGAAAGAAUGGUUCAUUGAACAUGCCAAAGACGUGACUGCCGUUGCCAAGCACUUUGUGGCCCUUUCCACGAAUGGACCCAAAGUGAAGGACUUCGGCAUCGACCCAGAGAACAUGUUUGAGUUCUGGGAUUGGGUUGGUGGGCGUUUCUCCCUGUGGUCUGCAAUUGGAAUGGCCAUUGCCCUGCAUAUUGGCUACGACAACUAUGAAAAGCUUCUUUCAGGAGCCCAUUGGAUGGACAACCACUUCCGCACCGCUCCCCUGGAGAAGAACGCUCCCGUCCUGCUGGCUCUGCUGGGCAUCUGGUACAUCAACUUCUUCCACGCUGAGACCCACGCCAUGCUGCCCUACGACCAGUACAUGCACCGCUUCACUGCCUACUUCCAGCAGGGUGACAUGGAGUCAAAUGGAAAGUACAUCACUAACCAUGGAGCGCGUGUAAACUACCACACUGGGCCAAUAGUGUGGGGAGAGCCAGGAACAAAUGGACAGCAUGCCUUCUACCAGCUUAUCCAUCAAGGAACACGCAUGGUGCCUUGUGACUUCCUGAUCCCAGCUCAGUCACAGCAUCCCAUCAGAGACAACCUGCACCACAAGAUCCUGCUGGCCAACUUCCUGGCCCAGACAGAAGCUCUGAUGAAGGGUAAGACCACAGAGGAGGCCAAGAAGGAGCUGGAGGCCAGCGGCCUGAGUGGAGAAGCUCUGGAGAAAAUCCUCCCACACAAAGUAUUCCAAGGAAACAGGCCAACCAACUCAAUCAUUUUCAAGAAACUAAGCCCGUACACACUUGGAGCACUUAUAGCGAUGUAUGAGCACAAGAUCUUCAUCCAGGGUGUCAUGUGGGAGAUCAACAGCUUCGACCAGUGGGGAGUCGAACUGGGCAAACAGCUCGCCAAGAAGAUCGAAGCUGAGCUCAAGGACACCGCAGAGGUCCACUCCCACGACGCCUCCACCAACGGACUCAUCAACUUCCUCAAGCAUAACUUUGCCUGAGUCGUGAAACCCCCCCCGACAACUUCCACAUCAUUAGCCAUCCAAUAGGCUCAUGAGGUAGCUGG
This is a messenger RNA of Anoplopoma fimbria (sablefish), 1727 nucleotides long. RefSeq names its product glucose-6-phosphate isomerase b (gene gpib). Gene Ontology annotation, cellular component: cytosol. Gene Ontology annotation, molecular function: carbohydrate derivative binding; monosaccharide binding; glucose-6-phosphate isomerase activity. Bases 1 to 1662 code for a protein of 553 amino acids. NCBI's taxonomy places the organism in Eukaryota, Metazoa, Chordata, Actinopteri, Perciformes, Anoplopomatidae. The record is from RefSeq and is a predicted model, not a curated record. Gene Ontology annotation, biological process: glycolytic process; gluconeogenesis; glucose 6-phosphate metabolic process. The transcript has 18 exons.